GUGCUCUGCGAGCGCAUCUCGCGGGGUCACCCGAUGGCAGCAGCUGGGCAGGGAGACUGGUAGUGCUGCUGCUGCCGUUGUGCGGCUCUUGGAACGGGAACGGGAGAGGCUGACCGGUAGGUUCCUCUUUAAGUUUACGUGACUUUUUAAACGCCUUCGUUUUGCUACUUGACCGCUUCUUUUGUAAAAAGGAAGGAUCUCCUACGCUCUGUUUUUUGGCAUCUUUUUAUGAAUAAGACUUUUGCUCCAUUUCAUUGCAACUACGAGCUGGUUUAUUACCAGAGGAGACGCGAUACAGCGGCGUCUGUCAGUGCUACGGUCUGCGAGUGCUGCCUCGCACCUGCGGCCAGGUAUAAACUCACAGCUGUGCUUUACUGCCGAGGGGUAUUAGCAGCGUUUCAAACAGCAACAAAGGUCUUCGAAGGGUGAAGAAGGCGUUUUAUCGCGCGUCUCUGCGAUGCGAUCAGCGGGGAGGGGUGGGAAGGCUCGGAGUUUGACUGUAACGCGGCUCAGUGUAAGGACGGGUCCGGUCUUUCCGAAGCCUUUUUCUGGGGGUGACAAAGUUGUGCUGCAGCUCCUGCCUCGUUCUCUCCAUUGGGCGGCUGCCCUCUGCUGUCUGAAACUGCCUUCCCAGUGCUGGAGUGCUGCGUGGGGAUGGCGGGGAGGUGAGCAGGGCGGGCUGCAGGUAACUCCUCGCCUUAUGCUGUCGGAGGAAGCUGUUGGGUGCACUGUUCGGGCACGGCGAAGACUCUUUGCUUGUGCCAGUGCUCCACAGGAUGCUUCCACCUUUCCCCUGCCAGUUAAAUCAACCCGAUGACUUUUAGAUUUGAGGAGUGCAAUUGAAAUGCACACUGGAACAGGUUGCCCAAGGAGGCUCUGGGUGCCCCAUCCCAGGAGGCAUUCAAAGCCAGGCUGGAUGUGGCUUCUGGGCAGCCUGGUCUGGUGGUUGGCGACCCUGCGCAUAGCAGGGGGGUUGAAACUCAAUGUUCAUUGUGGUCCUUUUCAACCCGGGCCAUUCUGUGAUUCUAUGAAAUUGAGAUUACAUCGACUGAAAAACCCUCAAACGUCAUUUAAGGGAGCUACUGGGGUGUGAAGCAGAUGACAGCAGACUGCGUAUGAAUACGUACCCUUAACAGUGAGUUCUGUUACCUGAUGCACAGUGUCAGUGUGACUUGGUCUGUUGUGGGCAUCUAUAGUUAACUAAUGCUGGUGUGUAUUAGCUUCGUGGGGGUGGAGCAGUGAAACCUAUCACUGUUACCUUCUUGUUUUUGUAUUUCCCUAAGCACUGUUACACAGCAAAUACAUUUGAUACACAUCAGGUGUUUCUUGUUAUAUUGCUUGGAGACUGUCUAAUUUGAUAGCUUGCAAAACGCAGCCAGCAUCCGCUAUUAGUCUUUGCCGUAGAAAGAGCCAGUUUAAUGAUGGCCUUUGCAGGAUCAUUAAGAUUGGAAAAGACCUCUAAGAUCAUCCAGUCCAACCCCAACCCACCCUCACCGUGCCCACACUCCACAUCCCUCAGUGCUGCAUGUCCACGGUUCAUGAUCACCUCCAGGGGCAGUCACCACCACCUCCGUGGGCAGCCUGUGCUGGUAUUCCCAACAAUGAAAGAACUCAGGCCCAAUAUUUGAGCUGGACACCUUUGGUCUGCUGUGUCUGAAGUCUUUUUCAGUGACCUUUUAGGGUUGGAGUAUUCCUCUGCACCGUGCUGGAGGAAAGGCAUUUUCUUUUUUGUUCUUAGAUAGCUGUGGUCGUCUCCUGCCUGAUUUGCUUUAGUUUGCUUGGUUGAGGUAUUUCAGGAAUGAUCCCACAGUUGUGAUCAACGUAGCCCCAGCAGGGUUUAAAUAUGUGUAAGCUCAACAUAAUUGUGAAGUUUUGUUUGAAUAAUCUUUGUGUGAGGGAGAUCCUGGCUGCCUUCUUGCCCAGGGCGCGCUGCCUCCUGCCGCGAUUCAGCUGCAUGGCUAAUUGUCAAGUACACUGAAGUUACACGUUUUCUUGACACAAUACUAGUGCACGCUGUUCUCUGCAGCCCAAGGCACUCUGCCUGGGGUUCAUAAACACAUGUAUAGUCCCAUUCGCCUCCCCGUGCUCAGAGGGAGGUUGGUUUGCAUCUCUAAUUAAUUAAGUUUGUGAAGGAAUAAGUCAGUAUGUUAACUGAAAGUUCCCUCGGGAAUUGUAGGCUUGCUUCAUUAGCUGCCCUGGUGUAACCGUACCAUCCUUUCACAUGUAAGCUGAGGGGAGAGCAAAUGCUACAUGGAGCAGAAUCCUUCCUCUGGUGUGAGCUGCGAGGGGAAGCGAGCUGCCUAUGCAGCACUCUGCAGCCCCCUUCUGUUACGGUGAUCUUUUUCCACCUGCCCAUUCCUGCUAUCGGCGUGACGUCUCAGGCUGGAACAGCAAACUGUGUGAGGUGGCUGAAGAACCUCUCGGUGGAGUCAGAGAGUAGGUGGGAGCUUUUUGAGGAUUUCAGAGUGCUGUGAUCUAGCAACAAGCGGUGUUCAGAAUGGCUGGCUUGACCACUCUAAUCCUCCUUUUGUGUGCUGCUAAGGAUGUGAUGCCCUCCAGUCCUCACUGGAAGCCAACUUGGCCCUCGUACAGAGUUCCAGUUAUCCUGCCACAGUCUACCUUUCACUUGGACAAACCACAGUUCGAUGCUGAAGCCAGACUGGAAGUGGCAUCUCCGUGUGGCCCAGAGUGCCACAAAAGUUCUCCGCUUCCAACUUAUGAAGAAGUGAAGAACUACCUGUCCUAUGAAACCUUGUAUGCUAACGGUAGCCUCACUGAAACCGAAGUGGGCAUAUAUAUUCUGAGCAGCGGUGGUGAUGAGUCUCGAGGCAAAUCUCGAACUAAGAGGCAGAUCUAUGGCUAUGACAGCAGGUUUAGCAUUUUUGGGAAGGACUUCUUGUUGAAUUACCCGUUCUCCACGUCAGUGAAGCUAUCUACAGGUUGCACGGGGACGCUAGUGGCUGAAAAGCACGUGCUCACCGCUGCUCAUUGCAUCCACGAUGGCAAGAGUUAUGUCAAAGGAGCUCAGAAACUGCGGGUGGGGUUCCUGAAGCCUAGAGGGAAAAAUGGCAGCAAAGGGGCCAACAUCACCAGCUCAGCAAUGCCUGAGAAAAUGAAAUUCCAGUGGAUCCGGGUGAAACGGACACAUGUCCCCAAAGGAUGGAUCAAAGGCAAUGCCAAUGAUAUUGGCAUGGAUUAUGACUAUGCCCUGCUGGAGCUCAAGAAGCCUCAUAAAAGAAAGUUUAUGAAGAUAGGUGUGAGCCCGCCAGCAAGACACUUGCCUGGAGGGAGAAUUCACUUUUCUGGCUAUGACAAUGAUCGACCAGGAAACCUGGUGUACCGUUUCUGUGACGUCAAAGAUGAAACGUACGACCUGUUGUACCAGCAGUGUGAUGCCCAGCCAGGUGCCAGUGGAUCUGGGGUGUACGUGAGGAUGUGGAAGAGGCAGAAUCACAAAUGGGAACGUAAAAUUAUUGGCAUAUUUUCAGGCCAUCAGUGGGUGGACAUGAAUGGCACCCCGCAGGAUUUCAAUGUAGCUGUUCGCAUCACACCCCUCAAAUACGCACAGAUCUGUUACUGGAUCAAAGGCAACUAUCUUGACUGCAGGGAAGGAUAAAGAUAUUGAAACUCCUUGAAAGCACUUAAUGACUGGUUUUAAAUGAGGAAAGGCUAGACUUUUGCUGCAAAUGCGUGUGAUAGGGUUUUGUAACAUCAGGAUGUGAUAUAUGGCUUUUCAAGUGAGCCGCCUUGUUGUCGGGACAGAGGCUACGUGGUGCUAUCAUAGCAGCUAGAACCUGGGGAGCAAAGGGGCAUCAUCUGGGUGGGGGAAGGAGCAGGUGGACUUGCUGGAUUUGCAGUUGAGCAACUGAAGAUUAAUUAGGGGCGGAUCAGUAAACAGUUCAAACUCAGAACCAUCUCCAAAGAAUCCUAUGAAAGGGACGCUGUUGACUGUCUCAUGCCUACAAUGUUUGUUUUAAUAAAUCCUAGGAUUAGUAGAAGUGCUUUGAUCUGAACUUUUAAAAGAAAAUAUUUCUAUGCUGUUGGGGGCUGAAGAGGAGCAUUUAAUGGUGUUUGCAACCCAAACAUUACAGCUUUGUGUUCCUGCAUGAGAAAGGGAGUGUGAAAAGGGCAAAGCAUGCGCUGUGGGAGAUGAAUGCCACACAAAUAGCAUGAAGGGUAAAUAACUGCAUAACACUUGUAACCUUCUUUCAGCCUGAGUGAUUCAAGACUUUAUCAGUAACAUAGUUAAGAAAAAUGUUUUUCGAGCAGACAGACCUUGAUCUUAACUGCGAAGAUGGUGUUGGUUGUAGGAGCAGUGCCAUUGCAUCCUGCUUUUGGAAAUCAUACCUGGGCUUACAUCGUUGUAGCAGCUGGGGCACAGCCUUACACCUGGCAGAAUCCCUAUGAAAGCAUAUGGGGACCGAUGCAUGUUUUUGGUUAUGUCUUAGAUUGUUUUUUUUUUAAAGGAAAAUCUCAUGUCAGCAACUUAGAGGGGAAGCCUAUCUUUGCUCUUGAUGGCCAUCUGAACUGCUGACUCUAAGGCAGACAAAGGAUGGAGCAGGACAAGGGUUGUCCUGAGUUUUCCACCCUUCUUGUUGAAGAUCCGUGCUGUUCUACCUAAAAAUAAGCAUGGUAGAGGGACCCUAGAUUUGUAUCUCUCUUUUGUAUCCCUUUCACGUUGUACUCUGUAGAGUACUUUGAUUUCUGUUUCUUGCGCUGUUUGGGUCAGGGACUCCCCUCCCCAUCAGAUCUUUGAGUUACAAAUAAUUCUUGGCAAGUGCACUGUUUAGUAAUUCUACAGCUGAAGUAGAGCCAAAUUACAGGAUGCAAUAUGAACUAGUUAUGAAGUGAUGCUCUACUGUCUUUUGAAGAUGUCAGCAAUUUUUAUUUUUACUACAGCAGAAUUUUAGUUUAAAACAAGAAGUGCCUUGCAUAGGUAAAAUCAGUCCAGACAAACCCUUGUGGCUUAGCAAACAGCAUUGGGAGGUCAGUGUGGUCUGUACAACUGCUGUUUCUCAGGUGGCUUGUGCCACACGGUUGACACAUGCUGCCUUGACAAUAUUAUUUUCUUAAAUAGGAUGCUGGCUCCAGUUCCAGUCUCAAUUCCAUCCAUCUCCCACUGUCUCCUAAAGCUCACCCAGUUGUCCUGGUGCUUGGUGUUAUGGGGCAAAGCCACGUCUCCUGUGUGAGAUGGCAGAGCAGGGAAGGAAUGAGUCUGAGCAGAGCUUCCCUGUGCUGUACAAGAAAAAUGUUAAUUCAGCUAAGCCUUUCUUUCACUCUUCUAAUUACUAAGGCAUUUGUAAACAUAUGCCUGAUGGUGCUUUCUGUUUGUGAUGGCUUCAGCUCUAGCUCUGAAAGCCAUUUCUUGCUAGAGCUGCCUAUGAUUAUUACCUGUAGAGGUGCAGCAUACAAAAACGUGGAUCCUCGUGGAGUUUGGUGCACUCAGAUACAAGCAGUUACUAAUGCUUCGAAAUAUGAAUAAUCGCCUCAUGUAUCUGACGUCUUUUUCUCUGCCUUUUUAUUUUAAUUUCUUUACUCUGUGGCUGUUAUCUGGAGCACUUUUGUUUGAAUGUAUCACAGUGAAUAAAGAGAAGUUAUGGAAUUUCAA
Gallus gallus (chicken) is the source of this 5608-nucleotide messenger RNA. RefSeq names its product protease, serine 23 (gene PRSS23). The transcript is spliced from 2 exons. Lineage: Eukaryota; Metazoa; Chordata; Aves; Galliformes; Phasianidae. The coding region runs from base 2498 to 3616 and encodes 372 amino acids. The record is from RefSeq and is a predicted model, not a curated record. Gene Ontology annotation, molecular function: serine-type endopeptidase activity. Gene Ontology annotation, biological process: proteolysis.